Messenger RNA from Fulmarus glacialis (Northern fulmar), 1701 nucleotides. RefSeq names its product Sp1 transcription factor (gene SP1). NCBI's taxonomy places the organism in Eukaryota, Metazoa, Chordata, Aves, Procellariiformes, Procellariidae. Gene Ontology annotation, biological process: regulation of transcription by RNA polymerase II. The record is from RefSeq and is a predicted model, not a curated record. Gene Ontology annotation, molecular function: RNA polymerase II cis-regulatory region sequence-specific DNA binding; DNA-binding transcription factor activity, RNA polymerase II-specific.
CCUGUGAGCGCGGGGCAGUACGUGGUCACGACCGCUUCCAACCUGCAGAACCAGCAGGUGCUCACGGGCCUGCCGGGCGUUAUCCCAAAUAUCCAGUACCAGGUCAUUCCCCAAUUCCAAACCAUCGAUGGGCAGCAGCUCCAGUUUGCCACCACCCCUGCCCAAGUCAACGUGCAGCAGGAUGCCUCUGGUCAGCUCCAGAUCAUCCCCGGCACGAACCAGCAGAUCAUAACGAGCCGAGCGGGGACGAGUAACCUCAUCGCCAUGCCAAACCUGCUGCAGCAGGCCGUCCCCAUCCAGGGCGUAGGCUUAGCCAACAACACCCUCUCAGGGCAAACCCAGUACGUGGCCAACGUCCCCGUGGCUCUGAACGGCAACAUCACCUUGCUGCCGGUCAACAGCGUGGCCGCCAGCCUCACCUCUCAGACGGUCACGUUGAGCAGCUCCGGCUCUCCGGACAGCAGCUCCCAGCCGGCCACCUCGGGCGCAGCCAUCAGUUCCACCAACACGGCCACGUCUCAUGCUAGUUCCGGCGCCUUUUUUACCAACGCCAACAGCUACUCCACCACCACCACCACCAGUAACAUGGGCAUCAUGAAUUUUUCCACCAGCGCGACGGUGGGAACCAACGUCCAGGCGCAGACACCCCAGAGGGUCAGCAGCGUCCAGAGCUCGGACUCUCUGCAGAGCCAAGUUUCUGGGGUGGCUUUGCAGCCGGGGCAGCAGAAAGAGGGGGAUCAGAGUCAGCAAUCGCAGCAGCAGCAGCAGCAGAUCCUGAUCCAACCUCAGCUAGUCCAAGGAGGGCAGACAAUCCAAGCCCUCCAGACCACCCCGCUCUCUGGCCAGACCUUUGCCACUCAAGCCAUCUCCCAAGACGCCUUGCAGAACCUGCAGCUCCAAGCUGUCCCCAACUCCGGGCCCAUCAUCAUCCGAACGCCCACGGUGGGUCCCAACGGGCAGGUGAGCUGGCAGACCAUCCAGCUCCAAAACCUUCAGGUUCAAAACCCCCAGGCCCAGACAAUCACCUUGGCCCCUAUGCAGGGAGUGUCGCUGGGGCAGACGGGCAGCACCAGCACCACGCUCACCCCCAUCGCCUCCCUCCCCAGCGGCACUGUCACGGUCAACGCUGCCCAGCUCUCCUCCAUGCCAGGCCUCCAGACUAUUAACCUCAGUGCCUUGGGAGCGUCUGGGAUCCAGGUGCAUCAGCUGCAAGGGCUGCCGCUUGCCAUAGCAAACACUGCCGGCGACCACAGUGCUCAGCUGGGUCUUCACGGCACGAGCGGAGACGGGCUGGGAGACGAGAACGCGGCUGUGGAGGAAGGAGAGACCAGCCCGGACCCGCAGCCCCAGCAAGGACGGAAAGUGCGGAGGGAAGCGUGUACCUGCCCCUACUGCAAAGACAGCGAGGGAAGGAGCUCUGAGGAUCAGGAUAAAAAAAAGCAACACAUCUGCCACAUCCCGGGCUGUGGGAAGGUGUACGGCAAAACCUCUCACCUCCGGGCUCACCUGCGGUGGCACACCGGGGAGCGACCCUUCGUCUGCACCUGGAUCCUCUGCGGGAAACGUUUCACCCGGAGCGACGAGCUGCAGCGACACAAGCGCACGCACACAGGGGAGAAGAAAUUCGCCUGCCCGGAGUGCCCCAAACGCUUCAUGCGGAGCGACCACCUCUCCAAGCACAUCAAGACCCACCAGAACAAG